AUUUAUUUGACAGUGACAAUAAAGAAAUAUGAGUCGCAAAUGCGAAAAAGAUACACAAUCAAACAACUCCCUCUUGAAUUACUUUGCAGUCCUUGACAAUGCUUCGCAAAUCUCGUCACCAAUACCCUCGCAGAUAAAAAUUCCUGAACUCUUGGAGGAUGACGGCAGUUCUGAAUCUGAAGGUGAGAUGUUCAAGUCGGACACACAUGUCCGAGUCUUGGAAGGAGCUGGUGAUUGGAAAGCACACCGGUUCUCAGAAGAACCUUUUCCUACCAGAAAAGGAGAAGUCAGAAUGAGGAAUUUUAAUGAUCUGAAGUUGAACGAUGAAGAGUUGAAUGGUGUUUUGUCACAACGGAUGAUUGCAUGGUCUAUUUCAAACUUGCAGCGAGUACCAGAACUCAACUUCUAUGCUUAUGUGAAAUUAUCGCUUGAAGCGAAAGAGCUCACUGAUAUCACUGCUAUCAAGAAGUAUCAUUUCAUCCAAUAUUUAGAUUUGUCGUUUAAUAAGCUUACCACGCUACAACCUUUAGGUGAUUUACCUUUCCUCCAAUACUUGUAUGUUAGUCACAAUGAACUGGAAAACCUGCUUGACUUUAAAGCUCCUUUUUACCUUACUUACGUAAAUUUCUCUUAUAACCAUGUGAAGAAGAUGCCGGAUCUGAAAGACUUUUGGUCUCUGGUGCAUCUAGAUCUAUGCUUCAAUGAGAUCGAGAAGAUAGAAGGAAUAGAAUCAUUAAGGUUCUUGUCUCACUUGGACUUAUCGCAUAACAAAAUACAAGUGGUAGAAAAUAUCAGCAAUCUAAGGCUCCAGACGCUGUUAAUUCGUUCAAAUAUGAUAGAUACGAUCGAGGAAGAAGGGAAAGGCGUUGGGAUCUCAACAUUACAUUUAAUACGGACCAUCGACCUCACAUAUAAUAAUAUAAGCUCUUUGAGAUACUUCGAGGGUUGCUAUAACUUGGAGACAUUGAUCAUUGCUGCAAAUAAGAUUUCUUCGCUUACGGACAUAUACUGCCUGAGGAGCCUGAUCCACCUUCGAAGUUUGGACAUAAGAGAUAAUCCAAUCUGUUGCUUGCCUUAUUGCAUGAGCAUGUGCUACAGAACACUUGAACACUUACACGAACUAAAUGGGGACGAAGUUACUGCCAAGAAACGAGUGAUGUCAAAGUUCACUCCAAAUGUUGAGUACACGUUGCGAGCCCGACUAGACAGGAUGGAGUUACUAUUGCUGGAGCAAAUGAAUCAACCCAUGAUUGGAGCUCACGUAGUACCGUGUGACUUCCCCCCACCUCCUAUAAUACUGCUCGCUGGCCCUCCUGGAAGUAGAAAAAAAGAGAUUGCGUUCGAAUUUGCGAUGAAGAAUCCCAAGGCUGUCCUUGGUGUCAGCCACACAACUCGACAACGAAAUGCUGAAGAAGUAGAUGGCCGCCACUACUACUUCGUAGAUGAAAACAAGUUUGAUUAUCUUUUGAAGCAUGGAGAAUUUAUGACUGUUUCGGAAUCAUACGGUUUUCGAUACGGAAUCUCAUUCAGAGAACUUGCUAAGGCCACCACAGAGAAUAAGGUUCUCGUAUUCUACACCGACCUUUCAGCUGCUCUAAUGCUUAAACUGAUGAAUAUGUGCCCCAAAAUAGUUUUAGCUCUGCCGAAAAGAGAGAAAACACAUUUGAAUUGGUUGAAGGAGAAGUACAUCUACCAAUUCAUCAAUAGAGACCUGGUGUUGAUUAGGAAUUGCCCGGCUUGUGUGAGGGAAGUAAAGGCAGUCGAGUUAUCCACUGAAGGGUCAACUGUAUCAUCAGAAUCAACUAUCGCUUCUACAGAUCAGAACACAUCGCCUGCGAGCCAUGAUUACCUGCAUUCCAUAAGUGGAUACAUAGAAGGAGCAGGCUUCAUUUGUUUACACAGCCGUAACUGUUUCACUAUGGGACAGAAGCCAUCGUAUGGAAAGGAACUGAAUGAAAUGCCGGCUGGAAAAUUUGAUAUAGUAAAUAAGGAGUCACACGUGAGCCAGUGCAAAACUUGUUGCAUCGGAUAUACAGACGCCUCAACUGAAACAACUGAACGUUGUGACAAAUGUGUUCAGUGUGACACUUUGGCGGGAUCAUCAGUGAAUAGUAAAAGGGAUGUUCACAAAGGAAUAUCGUUCAACAACUCUUUGGACAGCUUCGAAAAGACGGAAAGUGACUGGAGCGAUCCCCUACAAGACGUCAUCCAUAAGAGCGUCAGUGAUUCGUAUCUGCUUCAAGUCACAAACUCCAGUAAAUCAGCUAACAUCACUCAUCGUCCGCUUCUAAGCGUGCUUAGUAAAGCUCAAGUACACGUAAACGAAACAGAUAGCGCCAAACAAGAAACUAUCUACAUGACCGCAACUGAGACAUUUGAUAUGCUUCAGCAAGAACAUCUGAAAGUAUUUCUCGAAGAUGUUAUGGACAACAGACAACAGUUGCUUGAACUUCAUAAUGAAAAUAUCGGAUUGUUCAGAGAUGUUAUUUUUACUGACGAAAUUGAUGAUGCUCUACGUAGGCUCAAAAACAUUUUGAAGUAUACUAUAAAGAAUCAUAUAAUCUCAAAGGAAGACUUCAAUAUCAAAGAGGAUCCCGUUUACAAGAAGAUGAUUGAUAAGAAGCUAAAGAAAAUAGGUAUGCUACAAAAUGUACAUUCAAAAAAAAAUUAGAUGUUUGCACUCCGUUUAGCUAUUAAUAAACCUUUGUUAUGUAUCGUGAAA
Acanthoscelides obtectus is the source of this 2722-nucleotide messenger RNA. NCBI's taxonomy places the organism in Eukaryota, Metazoa, Arthropoda, Insecta, Coleoptera, Chrysomelidae. The record is from the annotation of a GenBank genome assembly.